This is a messenger RNA of Knipowitschia caucasica, 975 nucleotides long. The record is from the annotation of a GenBank genome assembly. NCBI's taxonomy places the organism in Eukaryota, Metazoa, Chordata, Actinopteri, Gobiiformes, Gobiidae.
AUGGGCCUCCCGGAUCUGGACCAGGUGGUGGGCGGAGCUCAGAGCCUCCAGGCUGAUGUCAGUGAGUUUCGCAGCAUUCGCCCCAGCAUCUCGUUCUCAGCUGCAGAUGGCUCGGUCCUCGGCCUCGGUGCUAUUCACACAGCACCUGAGAUAGAGAGGGGACGGAGGAGAGGGACAGGGUCACCCCCAUACAGUCCUGAGUCCCCAAGGGGCCAGAAGAGAGGGACGGGGCCAACUCAGGAGGAGCAGAGGAGAGGGACAGGGCCCAACCAGGAGGAUCAGAGGAGAGAAGUUGUGCCUCUCCACCACACUGUCCCGGGACACUCCAAAGAUUCACUGACCUUUGAGUACCUGCCUUUGCAUGCGGCUAUGUCGCCACAUUUGGAGAAAGUGGUUCAUUUUAGUGCAUCUCUCGGGACCAGUCACUCAGUCACUGUCAAGUUUACCAACUUUUCCCGCACCAGGACCGAAUACUCUUGCAAGACCGAUUGUCCAGAUUUCCUUGUUGACAAGAAGGUGACUGACGCGGUGGGGUUGCAGUCAGGCUCCGAGACCAGUGUUGAUGUGUGUUUUGAGCCUCACCAGCUGGGAGAGGUGAAAACCCAACUGACACUACACUCUCCUGCUGGAGGUGAAUACAUAUUUCCACUACAUGGAGUGUGUGACGACCCCAAACCACAGGGACCGUUCUACAUGGCUGCAGGACAAAUUGUACAUAUUCCCUUCAAAAAUGUGUUUUUGCAAAACACUAUAUUUACUUAUAAGGUGAAUAACCCAUCAUUUACAGUGAAAGGACCAGAGACAAUAAGAUCCAAAAGUACAGAGAAUGUCCUGGUGUCCUUUGAGUCUCCACCAGAAGGUGGUUCUGGGCCAUGGUUUGGCAGGUUGACCAUCUCAAGUGAGCCCUCCAAUGUCCACGCCAAGUCCUGCUCUUGGACAUUCUACCUGAACGGAUACAGACCAGUCCUUCCUUAG